Molecule: messenger RNA, 2478 nt
Organism: Ogataea angusta
Lineage: Eukaryota; Fungi; Ascomycota; Pichiomycetes; Pichiales; Pichiaceae
Exons: 1
Coding region: 1-2478 (825 amino acids)
Biological process (GO): telomere maintenance; DNA repair
Molecular function (GO): DNA helicase activity; ATP hydrolysis activity
Source: RefSeq, a predicted model, not a curated record
AUGGUUUCCUUUCUGGACGACACCGCUCGGGCCGCGCUUGAGGCCGAGUCCCAAACUAGAUCCCCAAAAAUAUCAUCAGCAGACUUUAACUACUCUUUCAGCCAGGACGCAGAAGAUGAAGGGGUGAUUUCGAUAGAAGAGUUCCAGGCGAACCAACGACCUGCAAGUACGCCUGCUGAGCAGAAGUCUUCGUCGGUUGCUGAUUCGUCUCCGGUGGACCACAGGACACGAGUUCUGUAUCCAGAGUUCAAGCGCAGACAGCGCGACUCGCCUCACUGGACUCAGGGGACGCAUGCAGGCGUGACCCUGGACCAUGUUCGUGACUACCUGACCUGGUUCGGCACGCUCUCUCCGUCAAACAAGCAUAUUGCAGACACCGCGGUGAACAAAAUACAGAAAUAUUUUGAGAAAAAGAAUCAAGAGGAGUCUGCGCAGGAGAACAUACAGCAGGUUCCAGAAAGCCCUACACCAGAUAACUCGCAUAACGGGAUUGAAUCGAUCAUGGAGACGCCUGUCAAACACGGUAGCACUCUUGUCUCGCCUGCUAAAGCUGAAAAAGCGAAUACACUUCCUUUGAAGGAAAACAAGGUUCUUCUGAACAAGCCUCUGGAAGGAAGACGUAUGAUAAGCACCUCCUCCGCUGCAUAUGCCAAGUUAGAGCUUUUGACGCAGAAAGAAAGCUUGUUUGCCGAUGUUAAACGGAAAAACGACACAAACGAAAUGAAAGAGCCUGAAGUGAAACGCGUUCAGGCAGUCACGCUAAGCGAGGAGCAAAACCAGGUGAUUGAGCUUGCAAGGCAAGGUCACAACUUGUUCUAUACUGGUUCUGCAGGUACGGGUAAGUCUCUCUUGCUUAGGUCAUUGAUUAAGUCAUUAAAAAAACAGCAUCCCCUGGGAAGUGUCGGUGUCACUGCCUCAACAGGGCUCGCCGCUUGUAACAUAGGAGGACAAACAUUACAUUCUUUUACUGGAAUUGGAUUAGGUGACGCGCCAGCUGAUAAAUUGGUAAAGAAAAUCAAACGGAACCCUAAAAUGAAGGAAAGAUGGAGAGAUCUGGAGGUUUUGGUCAUAGACGAGGUUUCUAUGAUCGAUGCCGCUUUAUUUGAUAAGCUCGACAUGAUUGCUCGCGAAAUGAGAAAACGGCGCGAUGUUCCAUUUGGAGGGCUCCAGUUAGUCAUCUGUGGCGACUUUUAUCAGCUCCCCCCAGUGACCAAGCACGGCGAACCAGUUUUUGCCUUCGAAUCACAAGCGUGGAAACAAGCCAUCAAAUAUACGAUUGUGCUCAAGAAAGUUUUCAGACAGCAGUCGGACCGCGACUUUAUCAACAUGUUGAACGAGGUCCGUAAUGGGAAUGUCUCCGAAGCGACUGCAAGAAAGUUCAGAGCUCUUUCUCGUCCUCUGGCUUCCAAAGAAGGUGUGAUUCCUGCAAAGCUGUUUCCCACGCGACGGGAGGUCGACAGAGCCAACAGUACGAUGUUGAAACAACUUCCGGGCGCGGAAGUUGUUUUCAGGGCUUUCGACGGUGGCUCGCUAACCGACGAGGAUCAGCGGCAGCGGUUACUAUCAAGUUUUCUUGCUCCUGAACGAAUCGCACUGAAGAAGGACGCUCAGGUCAUGUUGAUCAAGAAUAUGGACGAGACUCUAGUCAAUGGUUCCUUGGGCAAAAUCGUGGACUUCAUUGAUCCUGAUACCUAUACGCAUUAUCGAUCUAUCAAAAGUGAUAAGGUUGACAUCAAAACACUAGAGGAAAAGGCCGCCAACUCGAUGAAUAAAGGUCCUUCAAAGCGAGACGAGAAACAUUUAAUUGAAAAUUCUACUGUUUUGGAAAGCCAGCUGGACGAGAAUGUUUUUUCAUUCUUGAAAGAGCUCAAGGAGGAACAGCCUGAGGAUCUCCCUGAGUCGGCACAGAGGAACAUAGAACGCAAGAUAGAGCUGUUGAACCAGCUGUACAGCAGUUCUAAGAACAGAAGAAUGCCUCUUGUUCGUUUCAUUCAGGCCGAUGGAACCACGCGUGAGGUGCUGAUUGAGCCCGAAACUUUCAGUCUCGAGGAUGAGUUUGAUAGACCAAUUGUUUCACGUACGCAAAUUCCGCUAAUUCUCGCCUGGUCAUUAAGUAUACACAAGUCACAGGGGCAAACUCUACCAUUAGUCCAAAUUGACUUGCGGAAUAUUUUUGAGCGCGGCCAGGCCUACGUUGCGCUUUCGAGAGCCACUCACAGAAGGGGAUUGCAGGUUAGGAACUUCGAUCCUUCAAGGAUACUCACUCACGAGAAAGUGGUUGCCUUUUACGAUAGUCUGAUGACGGUGGACGAAAUUAAGGACCGCGAGGAGAGCAAGCGCAAGACUACCGGUUUUGUUUCCGGUACGCAGCUGAAUAGGCUGGAGAACCUGGCGGACAAUGUGGCAGAUGCGGGCGACUUUGUGAACGAGAAGGAUAAUGUAAUAGAUGAGUUCGACUCCGUGUGGAGCGGACAGUAA